Sesamum indicum (sesame) is the source of this 2335-nucleotide messenger RNA. Its product is annotated as alpha/beta-Hydrolases superfamily protein. Gene Ontology annotation, biological process: lipid catabolic process. Lineage: Eukaryota; Viridiplantae; Streptophyta; Magnoliopsida; Lamiales; Pedaliaceae. The record is from RefSeq and is a predicted model, not a curated record.
UGAGUGGCUGUAGACUUGCAGCCAACUACCCCCCUCCCCAUAAUUUCCCUGAUUUUGUCUUUUAAUAUUCCUUCAAUCAAUUAAUCUUCUUCUCCAAACAGCUCAUACAUAUUAUUGCCAAGGGACAGAACUCCAUCACCUGUCCCUUUAUUGCUUGUUUCUUGCCCCCAAACAAGCAACAAAGCAGCUGGCCCUGACUGAAAAUCAAGAAACUCUCAAGCACCCUGGAUUUUCAUGUGAUUUUAGUGGAUCAGUUUUGGAUUCUGGUACUUGGGUUCUUUUGUUACUCUUUAUGUAGUUGAUAAAUCAGUGUUUUUUGUUAUCUUACCUUGUUUUAUCCUAUUUCGUUGCUGGUGAAGUUCGGUGUCAGAGUUAGAGUUCUUGGAGAGUGAGCACUGAAUGAAUUCUGUAUUUGUUUGGCUUUUGAGGUUUUGGUUUGUUAUUUUAUCUGUAUUUAUGUUGUCGAAGUGGCGAAUUUGAAGUAUCCGCUUUGGUUUUGUUGCUGUAUAAGGAAAUCCCAUCUCCCAUGUUUCCAUUUCCUGUCUGAGUUCGCUUGUAUCUUCAUAGAACCGAGUGAUAACACCAGCUUCAGUCCUGCAGCAUAUGUUUCCUAUCAUUUGAAUUAAGUUUUGGUGUUUGCCUGCAUUUUUCUUGGAUACUAUAGAAUUUGGGAAUACUUAGAAUCAGUUAAAAUACAUCCUUUUGUUCCUAUAAUGAUGCUCGGAUAUUAGGCGGCAAUGUCAAUAAUAUGUGGGCUUCCCCUUCUCGAAUGUGUGUACUGCCUAGCAUGUGCUAGAUGGGCGUGGAAACGGUGUUUGCACACCGCGGGCCACGAUAGUGAGACAUGGGGCCUUGCCACAGCUGAAGAGUUUGAACCUGUUCCUAGGCUUUGUCGAUACAUAUUAGCCGUCUAUGAGGACGAUCUAAGAAACCCACUUUGGGAACCUCCUCGAGGAUAUGGAAUUGAUCCAGAUUGCUUAAUUAUGAAAAAGAAUUACGAGGAUACACUGGGACGAGCUCCCCCGUACUUGUUGUAUCUUGAUCAUGACCAUGCCGAUAUAGUUCUUGCCAUAAGGGGCCUUAAUCUGGCAAAGGAGAGUGACUAUGCAGUUUUGCUGGAUAACAAGCUGGGGAAAAGGAAAUUUGAUGGAGGGUAUGUCCACAAUGGGCUGUUGAAAGCGGCUGGCUGCGUUUUAAAUGCAGAGUGCGACAUUUUGAAGGAACUGGUUGAGAAAUACCCCAAUUAUACAUUGACUUUCACAGGGCAUUCCCUAGGGUCAGGUGUGGCAGCAUUGUUGACAAUGGUGGUGGUGCAGAAUCGUGAUAGAUUGGGGAAUAUCGACAGGAAGAGGGUAAGGUGCUUUGCUAUUGCACCUGCCAGGUGCAUGUCACUUAAUUUGGCUGUGAGAUAUGCUGACGUCAUCAACUCUAUUGUCCUUCAGGACGAUUUUUUGCCUCGAACAGCCACCCCGCUGGAGGACAUAUUCAAGUCUCUUUUCUGUCUGCCAUGUUUAUUAUGCCUGAGGUGUAUGAGAGAUACAUGCAUACCAGAGGAGAAAAUGCUGAAAGAUCCAAGAAGGUUAUAUGCACCUGGUCGCCUUUAUCACAUUGUCGAGCGUAAACCUUUCAGAUGUGGAAGAUUUCCUCCAGUUGUGAAGACAGCAGUGCCGGUGGAUGGAAGAUUUGAGCAUAUAGUUCUCUCAUGUAAUGCCACUUCUGAUCACGCCAUCAUUUGGAUAGAGAGAGAAGCUGAAAGGGCUCUGGAACUGAUGAGAGAGAGAGAUCACACAUUGGAAAUUCCAGCACAACAGAGGAUGGAGAGACAGGAGACAUUAGAAAAAGAGCACAGCAAGGAGUACAAGGCUGCUCUACGCAGAGCCGUUUCUUUGGCUGUUCCCCAUGCGUUUUCACCAUCACAGUAUGGAACGUUUGAUGAAAAAGAUGACGAAGAUUCCCAGCAGUCAGCAGGUGAUUGUUCAACAGGAUCAUCAGCAAAGAGCAAGAGUGUAGAAAGUUGGGAUGAACUCAUCGAGCGCCUUUUUGAGAGGGACGAGUCCGGCAACAUGGUGCUGGAAAAACCACUCAUUGUUGACUGAUAGCUGUAAUGUAUCACACCCAACCAGAACAUUAUUCUUUCAUUCAAUUGUGCUGUGUUUGUAGUCUUUCUUCUUAUUAUAUCAGUGUUCAGAACUACAUGUAUGGAUAGAGCAUUAUAGAUACCAUAAUCAAGCAUAUUCAAGUCCUAGGGACAAAUAAGUAGGAUAAUAGAAAUUAUUUGGUGAUUGUAGAUGAAUGUGAAGUUCUCAUAUAUUUAAAUAAUAUGAUGAUUUUGGAA